Messenger RNA from Hibiscus syriacus, 1616 nucleotides. Its product is annotated as ubiquitin carboxyl-terminal hydrolase MINDY-3-like. The transcript has 6 exons. NCBI's taxonomy places the organism in Eukaryota, Viridiplantae, Streptophyta, Magnoliopsida, Malvales, Malvaceae. Gene Ontology annotation, biological process: protein K48-linked deubiquitination. Bases 28 to 1152 code for a protein of 374 amino acids. The record is from RefSeq and is a predicted model, not a curated record. Gene Ontology annotation, molecular function: cysteine-type deubiquitinase activity; K48-linked deubiquitinase activity.
GAGAAAGAAGCCUAUCAUUUAUUUUCAAUGGUGUAUACUUGCUCAGUGGAUCAAUCAGGGUAUAAGGUAUUUGUUCUUAAACAUCUUCUUUUCUUUCCGGAUGAAUUGGGUAAAGUUGCAGCAAACAUGCCACAGAAUUUGAGUUCCAGGAGAUCAGCCUUAAGUCAGUAUGUUGCGUCAAAUAAUUUUUCUGCUUUUACUGAAGAUGCAAAAACAAGAGCCCUGGUUAAAAGCACGAGAGAGAUAUUGUUUUUAUGUGGAAAUAACAAAAGGGCUGUAAUUGCAACUUUAAGUGUUGUUUCUGGCGGAAUUGAAGGAUCCGAAGGCAGCUCAAAGGAUGUGUUCAUCACACAAGCACUUGAAGGCCUUUCAAUUGAAUCAGCUUCUGAUUUGCAGAAAGUUCUAAGAGUAGUCACUUUCACAUCAUCUACAAGCGCCUUUAAGAGGCUUGAAGCAAUGAUUCCCAUUUUUCAAAGUCGCAUGGGAGCACUGCUAUUCCUUAUCUCGGCAUUACUUUCUCGAGGACUGGAUCGUGUUCAAGCUGAUCGGGAUGAUCCCAGCCUACCCUUAGUAACUGCACCAUUUGGCCAUGCUUCUCAGGAAAUUGUGAACUUAUUGCUCUGUGGGCAAGCUGUUCCAAAUGUAUUCGACGGGAUGAUGGAUUUAGGUGGUGGCAUGUUUCUGAAGGGUAUACCUACAAGGGUGGAGGUUGGAUUCCUCACUCUUCUAGAAUCCCUUAACUUCUGUAAGGUUGGUCAAAAUCUGAAGUGCCCGAAAUGGCCAAUAUGGGUUGUUGGAAGUGAGUCGCAUUAUAAGGUCCUGUUUGCUCGGGAUACAACUGUUCAAGAUGAGAAUGAAUUGGAAAAAGGGAAUCACAGGUCCGGAAAGCCUUUGAUGUCCAGGAUCAGAGUGGAGGUGGUGGCUUUAUCAGUGUGGAAGCUUUCCAUCAAGUACUCAGGGAGACAAGUAUCCUACUUCCAUCUGACAAACUCGAUAGCCUUUGAGCCUCGGGCUUCAUUGUAUGGAGUGAGUUCUGGCAGGUUAUUUUGGAUUUGGACAAGAACUUGGGAGGUCUUAAGGAUUCAACUGGACAGAUGGGUAGAAAGAUAUUUGACCUUUACCAUUUCAAUGGUAAUGCAAAAUCAGAUUUGAACAGCAGUCGAGCAACAGUGGGAGGUGAGUCUCCGGUACAAAGACCCAGGCUUACGAAAUUGAGGGUCUCAGCACCCCCGAGUGGACCCCGGAGGAAUUCAUGGCAGAUGUAUCAGUUCACCAAUCGAGUGGGAAAGACACUCAAGUGGCUAAGCCCGAACAACCUCCGCAGCAUGCACCGUUGGUGGACUGCAUUAGAACUCGCUGGCCUCGUGCUGUUUGUAAUUGGAUUGGGGACCCUCCUAGUAUAGUCUGACUGUAUUCAAUCACCUCCUUGCUGUCGAGGAACAUGCUGGAACGAAACUUAAAUGAGACAGAAAAUGCGGCAACAAAGUGGUAAUACCUGGCUGAUUGCAAACGACAGGACACUGUUAUUUUUUCUGGUUUCGUUUGUUUCAGGUUCUGUUGUGUAUUUGCUGUAAUCAUCAACAUUCGAGUUCAAAUUUCAUGUGUCAAUUCUUAUA